GCCGCGCCGCGUGAGGGAAGCGGAGCGGCGGGCGCCCGGCCUGCCUUCCCGCCCUGCUGCUGCUGCUGCUGCUGCUGCUUUGCGCCCUUGUCCGGCGGGAACCCAUGCCGGCCCCCUCGAGCCCCGCGGGCUGAGGCGAGAGAGGCCCGGGCGCGGGCGGCGCUGAGGGCUCGUCCGGAGCCCCCCGAGGCGGCGGAGGGAUGCCGGGCCGGCUGCUGCCCCCCGGGCUCGGCUGGGGCGGCCUCGGACUCUGCUGCCUGUGGCUUGGCGGUGGCCAGGCGGCUCCGCUGCCGCGAGCGGGGGCAGGAGAGGAGGCAGCCAUUGAAAUUUCCUUUUCCCUGGUGGUUCUUUCUGCCUGUGGCCUCUUAGUUUUGAUACUGCUGCUUGUAAACUGUGUCUCCUGCUGUAAAGGUCAAGAGAUUAACUUCAAGGAAUUUGAAGACAAUUUUGAUGAUGAAAUAGACUUCACCCCACCUGCAGAAGACACACCAACAAUUCAGUCUCCAGCGGAAGUGUUUACACUUACAGUCCCCAGUGUUUCUCUACCAGCUCCGUCACAAUUCCAACUUCCAGCAGAAGAUCUGAAAUCUCAGGUUGCCCGUCAGAAUCUCAAUUAUAUUCAAGAAAUAGGAAACGGAUGGUUUGGAAAGGUUCUGCUGGGGGAGGUUUACACCGGCACCAGUGUGGCUAGAGUCGUCGUGAAGGAGUUGAAAGCUAGCGCCAAUCCCAAGGAGCAAGAACGGUUCUUGAGGCAUGGGGAGCCAUAUUUCACUCUUCAGCAUCCAAAUAUUCUCCGCUGUACCGGCCAAUAUGUGGAAGCAAUUCCUUAUCUGUUGGUGUUUGAAUUUUGUGACUUGGGUGACCUAAAAACGUAUCUUUGCAACGAGGAGGAUAAUAUUAAAGGGGAUUCUCAAAUAAUGCUGCUACAGAGAAUGGCCUGUGAGAUUGUUGCGGGACUUGUCAUGAUGCACAAACACAAUUGUGUGCAUGGUGAUUUAGCUUUAAGAAAUUGCUUCCUGACAUCUGACUUAAAUGUAAAAAUUGGAGAUUAUGGAAUAGGAUUCAGUAGGUACAAGGAAGAUUAUAUUGAAACGGAUGAAAAUAAGCUUGUACCUCUUCGGUGGACUGCCCCAGAGCUGGUGACGAGCUUUCAGGAUCGGCUGUUAACGGCAGAGCAAACGAAGUACAGCAACAUCUGGGCCCUGGGAGUGACGCUGUGGGAACUUUUCAGCGGUGCUACGAAGCCUUAUUCGGAUCUCUCUGACAAGGAGGUUUUGGCGCAGGUCAUAAAAGAAAAACGGACCAAGCUCUCCGAACCACACCUCGAGCAGCCGUAUUCGGAUAGAUGGUAUGAAGUUCUGCAGUUCUGCUGGCUGUCUGCAGAAAAGCGAGCAACUGCGGAGGAAGUACAUAAGCUUUUAAUCUAUCUCUGCCUGCAAAGCCAAAGGGAUUCUGUAAUUGAUCCCGAACAGUGGGAUGAUCUCAAGCCGAACAUUUCAAACAGAGAACCUUUGGGCAGUUCUGCCUUUCCAAUCCUGGAUCAUUUCACUGGCAGCAGGUUUGGUCGUGAGAUGGAAGAAGUUCUCACGGUGACCGAAACGAGUCGAGGACUCAACUUUGAAUACAUCUGGGAGGCAGCCAAACACGACCACUUUGAAUGUAGCCAGUCAGAUUCUGUGGAAGGGAAGACCUACACAAGCAUCUUCUUCCCAGUGGAAGUUUUUGAGAACACGUUGACAGAGCAAGGGCCUGGAGCCCAGGUUGAGAGUGGACAGGAACUUUCCCUACAUGUGCCUGGGGAACUUCCUGUGUUUAAUGCCCGUAAGCCUUCUUUGGGAAGUGAUUAUUACAUCCAGUUAGAAGAAAAGAAUGGAGGCCUUAAUAGUGUAAACCUUGACCACCAGGCUGCUGUAUUGACCACAGAAGUGGACAACCCUGAAGUCCUGGAAGACAAAAAUUCUCACGUCGUGGUUCUAGGGCACUUUGCUGCUGAAUCUACUACAGAUGGGGAUGUUUUCUGUUAUAAUACAGACCCCAUGGAAGAGAAUUUACACAGGGUUGGCCUGGUUAGCCCUUCCCAGAGUAUAUUUAGUGGCAUCGCCAGAAAUGAGCAGCUGGCAAAUGUGAUCAACAGACUUGAUUUAGCUGAUAUAAAUGAUAUUCAUCUGGAGCUGGAAGCAGUUUCAUGCUCAGAUCGCAAGGAAUCUACCGAUGAUCUGCCCAAGAAGGGAAGUCCCUCACCCACUUUUCAAAAUGAAGCUGUUUAUCUGCAGGAGGAUACCUCACAGGAUUCUGAACUUAGCCUGCUGACUUUAGAGGAGCUAUCUGAUAACUUCCUUUUUCUUCAGGAGAAGAAUUUAUUGAAGCGGACAGUGAGUAAUGAAGGUGGUGGUGAUCUCAGAAGAGCACAUGACCCAACAAAUAAACUAGAGCCACCAAGUACAAACUCUUUGGGAGUUGAAUGUAACAUGAGUGGAAGUGCUCGCGACACUAAAGAUGAGCUUCUUGUGCGAAUAGAGCCCCAUCCAAGCACCCUUGUGCAGAGUCAAAUGCUUUCUAGUUCACCUGUGGUAGAUAAGCAGCUCCUGUUCUCCUCAUCCGACACUAAAAAAAACCUUUCUAGCAUAGAGGUUGAAGAUACCUCUACUCAUAGUAUUGCUGCCUCUCACCUUGGAACGGAACAAGUCUCUGAACUUGGUUCGACGGAUAUCCAGUCCACAAAUGUCCAAAACCAGACUGAUGGGAUCGACUCCUGUCACGGUGUUGCACUCAGUGCUCGAGAAGAAAGACAGAAAAAGAAAGAGGAACUUAAAGACAGUAGUAACUCUUGGGAGUUGACCCAUGAUUUAAACACUAAGAAAUCAGAACGAGAUAAUGCCUGUGUUCUGGAGCAAAGUGAUAGAACGUCUCAAGUUCAAAGGCCUGACAAAGAGGAUCUUUUUCCCACAGAUCAUAUGAGUCAUGACAGUCUACUAGAAGACAGCUUAUCAAUUUCAACCCAGAGCCUGGGACAACUGGUAGAUACACCAGACUCAUUCGAGGCAUUAGAUGUUAAUGAAGUUUUAGAAUCCUUUGAACCAGAGAGUCCCCAGAAAUUUUUACCACCUGAUAAACCUGCUGAUAGUGGCUAUGAAACUGAAAAUCUAGAAUCUCCCGAAUGGACUUCACAUCUUGUUGGCAGCAGUUCUAAUGAAUCUGCUUUAUCUAGUGCUGGUGGUGAUCUCUCGCACGAUAACCCCAUGAUAAUUGUGUCAGCCAAUGUGAAUUCUUAUGCAGAAACAACAGAUAUCAUGGAUAAGUUUGAAACACCCUCUAAAACCGCUUUUGAGGGCGUGCAUAAUUCAUACAGGGAUUCGGCCUAUUUUUCUGAUAAUGAUUCUGAGACAGAUAAGAAAUCUGAGGCUAUGAAUCCAUCAAAAGAGCCAACAGUAUUAACAAAGGACAACGCUGAUUCACUUGAAAUGGAAAGUACUGGGAAUACAGAAAAUGGUUUAAGUGGCAAUCAAAUAGCUAGUUAUUGGUUCACCCAUAACUCGACCUCCCAGCUGCAUGUGGAUGGAAAAGCAGAGGACCACGAGUCUGAUGAAACAAAGCAGGAAUGGCUGCAUAAAACUGAUGUUACCACUUUGUUGCCACCUGUCACCGACCUAGAACAUACAGAUGAAGAUGAAAUAUAUGAGGAUUUCCCCAAAAGUGUAUCUUGCACAGGAACCAGUACAGCAGAUUUUUUUCCUGAGGGUGAUUUAAAGCUCAUGCCAGACUUACAUGGGCCUCCUGAAGUCUUUGAAAAAAACAUAUUGUGUCACCUUGAAGGCCAUAAGUUAAAAGAACCAGAUAUUGAAGGAAAGUAUCUUGGUAAACUUGAUGUUUCUGGGAUGCUGGAUCUCUCAUUAGAUGAAGAUGAUGCUGACGAGGAAGAUGGAAACAGCGAUGAUUCUGAGGAUGAUAUGAAAACUUUCCACCUUCAUGGGCUUAGCUCUGACAGUGAUGAGGAAAUUAUGCAUCAAGUGCCAGAAAUCCUUAGUGAUGGGAAUGAUGGAAAAUAUCUAAGGAGCUUGCUGAAACAUCCAAAGCGAUACGGGGAGAGCAACCCUACUGAAACCUUUCGGAAGAAUGAAAGAAAAGCAGUAACUUUCUUUGAUGAUGUCACCGUGUAUCUUUUUGAUCAGGAAACACCAACCAAAGAACUGGGAAACCGAGCUGCCGAACCAAACCAUCCCAACUCAAGUCACACUCCCGCUUUAGCUUCUACUUUGGGCUACUUGAAUAAAUUCACAAAUUCAGAAAGCUCUACGGACGAAGAAGGAGGAGGUUUUGAGUGGGACGAUGAUUUCCCUUCUCCGGGGCCCUCCAUGAUCCUAACGGCCGCAAGCAGGCUCAUCAGCUCCAAGCCUUCUCUUCAGACCGCAAAGUACCUCUCCCCUCCACCACCGCCCCGAAGCCCUGAGCAGGAGUGGUCCCACCCGUCACCUUACUCCAGGUUCUCUAUCUCACCGGCAACCAUCGCAAGCUUUUCGCUCACUCACCUUACGGAUUCUGAUAUCGAACAAGGAGGCAACAGUGAAGAUGGAGAAAAAGAUUAAGAACUGAAGCUCCCCUCUGUCUGUUCUCAUGGUUGCGGGGAAUACCUCUGCUUUGGGCUAAGAGCCAUUUUGAAAAAGUUGCACCUGACGACGAUCUGCUGAAGCCCUACAAUCAAAACGACUGAAGGAACUUGCAGUCAGGACCAGAACUGGGAGUGGAUGUAUUUCACGGCGUACUAUUUUUGAAAACUGGUGCAUUUUGCAUUUCCUCUUUAAACAAAAACAAAAACAAAAAACUAGACCUCCCUAUGCUAGUUCACUCCCAGUACUUGAAAUAACCUCCGGAUGAUUUGUACAACGGUAAUGUUCUGGUUUAUAUACAGGAUUGUAACAUACUUAUUUUGAGUAACCAUGUAUUAUCUGUAUGAAUGUGUACAAUUGUAUAUAGUUGAGCUGCAGAUAAUUACAUUCCUUGAUCCGGCUGAGAGUUGUGUAGCAAGCCAUAUUUUGUAGGUUUUGCUCAUUGCUUAGCUAUAGGCGCGCUAGUUGUAUCCUUGCCAAGUCCCUUUGCACUGUACAAAGCCAUUCUGGACCAACGGGAAUCGUAGUUUGGGCUCGUUGAAAUUGGUUCCCUUUUACUCCUGUGUCUCUUUCCACACAAUCUAUUUGUCAGAACGUACAGAACUUGAGUCUUCCGGUUAUUGUUUUGUUUUUAAGGAUUUCUGAAACUUUAUGUGCUAUUUAUGUUUCUAAAGGGGCAACUCACUUUGAGAGAGAAAGGAAGGUAAUUCUCAUUUGCAAUUGAUGGGUGUUGAUGGACUGACUUUUUAUUUGUAGUUGGCUAAAAAUGGUGGUGAUGGUGGUGGGGUACUGGUUUUUGGGUUUUCCUUGUUUUUUCUAGGACAAAGUCUCUGGGAUUUUGUUUGAUAUGGGUGUUUGUGGAAUGUCUGUGUGCAUCCUUGUCCAAAUGAUGUUCUUGGUUACUGGGCAGCUUGUAGUAUUGUUCCUAUCAUCUUCAGGGAUCUGUCAACAUUUCUGGUAGGCAAUCUGAGAGAAGAUUGCUUCACUUCUGCUGUUAGUGAUCUUUCUUUUUGACGUCAGGUGCCUGUAAAAAAAGAAGCUUUAAUAAGUUUGGGCUCUUUGGGUCUUCCUGGGUGUCCUGGUUCUCAAGCAUGAGUGUGCGUCACAGCAGUCUUCAGGAUGCAUUUGAGUUUUCCAUGACUGAUGUAAAUGGGACUUCCCGUAAAUUUUCUCCCAAAAUUUCUCUCAAAAUAACUGUCUCAAGGUCUUCAAGGGUGCAGGCUGCAAACUUAUGGGCUAAUAGGCAGUAUUUCAUUAAACCCAGCUGUUCUAGGCCUGCUUAAAGGAUCUUUUCUGAGCUCCAGUCCUCUUCACAUAGACCUAUCCUGAACAUUCCUACAGUAGAAGACUCGGGCUGCGACAAGCACAGCUUUAAUUACACAUUGUGUGGACAAAUAGCUUUGCUUCUCACUAAAACGGUUCUCUUUUUUUCUUUUUUUACUUACCUCAUUCUAAAAACAAGCAUUUGAGCUCUUAUGUAUAUUUUGCACCCAUAGUUUGGUAGAGGAAGAACAUGCUUGCCACCCUAUUUGUAACGCUGUUGGUCUGCUUAAAGGAUGAGUUUUUGAGAACUUCUCUGAAAGAAAGAACUGUAGGAAAGAAUGGAAAGCAUGGGUGUUUCAGCUAGAUCAGUGUUC
Candoia aspera is the source of this 6241-nucleotide messenger RNA. RefSeq names its product lemur tyrosine kinase 2 (gene LMTK2). Gene Ontology annotation, biological process: protein phosphorylation. Gene Ontology annotation, molecular function: protein kinase activity; ATP binding. Bases 201 to 4583 code for a protein of 1460 amino acids. The transcript is spliced from 14 exons. The record is from RefSeq and is a predicted model, not a curated record. NCBI's taxonomy places the organism in Eukaryota, Metazoa, Chordata, Lepidosauria, Squamata, Candoiidae.